Messenger RNA from Acomys russatus (golden spiny mouse), 1529 nucleotides. It is a transcript of the gene Cops7b, whose product is annotated as COP9 signalosome subunit 7B. Gene Ontology annotation, biological process: COP9 signalosome assembly. The coding region runs from base 388 to 1050 and encodes 220 amino acids. The transcript has 7 exons. Lineage: Eukaryota; Metazoa; Chordata; Mammalia; Rodentia; Muridae. The record is from RefSeq and is a predicted model, not a curated record. Gene Ontology annotation, cellular component: COP9 signalosome.
UGUGUGCCUUUGGCACAGGAUAGUGAUGACGAUGGCUACUAUAUGGCCUUAGAAUCACCUAGGCCAUAUUCCUUUUCUUGGGCUCCAUGUUUUACUUGCCUUUUCUCCCAGCUCAGGGACUGCAGCCCAGAGGGGACCCUCUUCUCCCGCCUGACUCUUAAGAUGGGAAGGUGUGAAAGCAGAACGGGAACUUUGUGUAGGCGGAACUCUAGUGCAAUGGUGGGAAGCUUCCUGGGGAAGAGCACCGGUGACGGGUCGGCGGAGACAGAAAAGUGCCGGACGCCGGGCUGAUCAUGGAGGCUUGACAACCUGCAGGCAGGCUCUGGGAGGCCGAGACAUUGGCGAAGGGGACAGAGACUUGGCGCGGACAGAUCUCAAGACCAGAGAAUGGCAGGUGAACAGAAACCCUCAAGUAACCUCUUGGAGCAGUUUAUUUUAUUAGCCAAAGGUACCAGUGGCUCAGCCCUCACUGCUCUCAUAAGCCAGGUGCUGGAGGCUCCUGGAGUGUAUGUGUUUGGAGAACUGCUGGAGUUGGCCAAUGUUCAGGAGCUUGCAGAAGGAGCUAAUGCUGCCUAUUUGCAGUUGCUGAACCUGUUUGCCUAUGGUACAUACCCAGAUUACUUAGCCAACAAGGAGAGCCUGCCAGAACUGAGUGCAGCUCAACAGAACAAGCUGAAACAUCUUACCAUCGUGAGUUUAGCAUCAAGAAUGAAGUGUAUCCCCUAUUCUGUGCUGCUGAAGGACCUGGAGAUGAGGAACCUCCGGGAACUAGAAGACCUUAUCAUUGAGGCUGUCUACACUGACAUCAUCCAGGGCAAGCUGGACCAGCGAAACCAGCUGCUGGAAGUGGACUUCUGCAUUGGCCGAGACAUCCAGAAGAAAGAUAUCAAUAAUAUCGUCAAGACCUUGCAUGAAUGGUGUGAUGGCUGUGAGGCAGUCCUGUUGGGCAUUGAACAGCAAGUUCUGAGAGCCAACCAGUACAAAGAGAACCACCACCGGACUCAGCAGCAGGUGGAGGCAGAGCCUUCUAGAAGACUUACAACAGACUGAUGGAGAGAGAGCUGAACGCAGGGCCCAGUCCAUUGUCUGGUACCGAGAGCACAUGCUCGCCAUCUCCUGGCUGAGCCACACUCAGGGGCUUACUGUACACUCACCUGAACUCAGCAUGUAUCUACAGAGAACAAAGGUAAUUCUGCCAUACCCUCCUUGUGUUGUUGCUUCUGUUACGUUUGGCCUAAAUUCAUAACCAUUUUCUCAACUGAGUAGGUGAGAUGUAUUUUUUCAUUUGUCUUUAAAUAAUGUUGUUCUCAGAGGGGAGAAACUUGAUGUUUUCCUUCCAAAUCUUAGAACAACAGCUUUCUGGUGAGUUGUGCCUUCCAGAGCCUCCCUCAGAGUUCAGUCAGCCCUGUGACAAACUGCCUGAGAAUUCUCUCAUUAGCCUUUUAUAGACAUAGCAUUAUUUAAGUAUAGUUCAGUGUACCUGGGGGAGACAUACACAGCAGUAGCAUUCCAAGGCUUUGCGGUGUCUC